Messenger RNA from Alnus glutinosa, 1956 nucleotides. Its product is annotated as probable glycosyltransferase At5g03795. The transcript has 5 exons. Bases 1 to 1956 code for a protein of 651 amino acids. Gene Ontology annotation, molecular function: glycosyltransferase activity. The record is from RefSeq and is a predicted model, not a curated record. Lineage: Eukaryota; Viridiplantae; Streptophyta; Magnoliopsida; Fagales; Betulaceae.
AUGGGUCAACAACUUCUAUCUCUAUGUUUGGUGGAAACCAAGAGAUUGCUAUGGCUUAUGGGCAUGAUGUUUGUUGUGAUUAUACUGUUCCAGUGUUUUGAACUUCCAUAUGGUAAUGUUCUAUUGCCUUUAUCUUCUGCUGGUAGGGUUUGGGAAGUGAGAAAUAGUACGUUCCAUAUAGGAAAUUCACCAUCUAAACCUGAGAUGAUUGGUAACAUGUCACUUUUGAAUGGUUCAAACUGCACCAAUACAUAUGCUAUUCAUGAGGGAGCUAAUAACACUGGAACGUCCAAAGGGAUGGAUAGAAACCCAAAGAAUGGGUUUGUAUCAGAUAGAAAUGGAGGCUCACAUAAAUCUUUAGGAUUGGAUGAGGAUAACAAUGCUAAUGAGUCUUCAUCUGAGAAUCUGGAUUGGCUAAAUAGAAAUUCCACAGUUCCCAAUAUAAAGAAUGAUACUACAGAUGGUAACUCUUCGGUAGGGGAGCUUGGAAAGGGAACUAAUACCACUGCACCAGAAGAUAUUGGAAGGUCAGGCGCUGAUUCUGCAUCCCCUUCGUCUGCAUUACCGCCUAUUAGUUCAUCAUCUAAUCCAGCUUCUACCAUAGUCGUGGAUACAAAUAUUAGAACACCUAUUGUUGAUUCCAAGACAUCCUUAUUGGAGAAAAAUGGAACGACCACUUCUGAGAGCAGUGAAAAAUCUGGGCAAUCACAAAUUGGCCUCACCCCAUCGGGCAAUAAUCCUUCUGUGAAUAGGGUUCCCAAGGUGACUAAUGGGCACGAGAUACCAACCUCUCCUGUAAUUUCAAUAUCAGAGAUGAACGAUUUAUUGCUCCAAAGCCAUGCUUCAUACCAGUCAAUGGCACCACAAUGGUCUUCUGCUGUUGACCAAGAAUUACUGUAUGCAAAAUCACUGAUUGAGAACUCACCCAUUCUAAAGAAUGAUCCAAAGCUUUAUGCUCCUCUAUAUAGGAAUGUUUCCAUGUUCAAAAGGAGCUAUGAGUUAAUGGAAGAUACUCUCAAAGUAUAUAUUUACAGGGAAGGGGAAAAGCCCAUCUUCCACCAGCCACCACUCAAGGGAAUAUAUGCAUCUGAAGGAUGGUUCAUGAAGCUGCUGGAAGCUAACAAAAAGUUGGUUACGAAAAACCCAAGGAAGGCACAUCUGUUUUACUUACCCUUCAGCUCUCGAGCGUUGGAGAUAACAUUAUAUGUACCUAAUUCACACAGCCGUGAGAACCUUAUACAAUAUUUGAAGAACUACUUGGAAAUGAUUACAGUGAAACAUCCUUUCUGGAAUAGAACUGGAGGAGCAGAUCAUUUUCUUGUUGCUUGCCAUGACUGGGCCCCAGAUGAAACAAAGAAACAUAUGGCCAAGUGCAUAAGAGCCCUCUGCAAUGCUGAUAUGAAAGAAGGUUUUGUUUUAGGCAAGGAUGUGUCUCUUCCUGAAACAUAUGUGCGCCUGGCUCGGAAUCCACUCCGGGAUCUAGGGGGCAAAUCUCCUUCCCAGAGGUCAAUUCUUGCUUUCUUCGCAGGAAGCAUGCAUGGUUAUGUACGGCCAAUUCUGUUAAAGCAAUGGGGAAACAAAGAUCCUGACAUGAAAAUCUUUGGUAGAAUGCCUGAUGGCAAGGGGAAUAAGAAGUAUAUUCAGCAAAUGAAGAGUAGCAAGUAUUGUGUAUGUGCAAAAGGUUAUGAAGUCAACAGCCCACGAGUGGUGGAGGCCAUAUCUUAUGAGUGUGUCCCGGUGAUCAUAUCUGACAACUUCGUGCCUCCAUUUUUUGAAGUUUUGGAUUGGGAAUCCUUUGCUGUUUUUGUGUUGGAGAAGGAUAUUCCAAAUUUGAAGAGUAUACUCCUUUCAAUCCCGGAGAAGAGAUAUCUUGAGCUACAGAUGGGGGUCAAAAGGGUACAACAGCAUUUUCUUUGGCAUGCUAAGCCUGUAAAAAUUGAACCCUUCAUAAAAUAA